GCAUCCCGGUGCAGGUGUUCGGCCGGUCGGACGGGCUUCUUCACGCCACUCGGCCGGUUAAUCAAAAAGAAGGCUAAGAACGACGUCGAAAAGAUCUUCCAUGGAUUUCUCCAAAACAAGAGACGACCUCGCCGUCUCUUCGAUGAGCUAUUUCUGUACUGGAACCUCGCUGAGACUGACCGAGUCCUUUGAAGAACUCGAAGAGGUUUCCAUUUUCCUCUCUUGUUUUUUGGUUUUAGCUUUUUAAAUGGAUUCCUGAAAAUUCAGGCAACUGAAGAAGUUCUAAUUGUUAAUGGAAAGUGAAAUCACACUCAAAAUAGCAAGAAAAUAGGACAAAACUACUGUAAUGCUGCCUGGAAGGAAAGGAGAGUAAUUAACUCAAUGUGUUGGAUUAAGAGUCUUUGUUUUUAUAGUUCGGAGAGUAUGUUUUGACUGCAGGAUUUAAUGGUUUCCGAUUUUUGUCCAAGAAUUAGGUUCAAGAUUGUGGAGAGCUUACGCGAAGAUAUAUUUUCAGGAAAGCUUAAAUUAGGAACUGAAAUAAAGGAAACCAGCUGUGAUUAUGAUUGUCGAUGCCAAUGGAGGUGGGAAGACAACAUCUCUUGGAAACACUCCAAAAAAAUUGUGGUAACGGGUCAGAGUUACUCAACUAGGUUCAAUAAAUAAAGAAGAUAGCCCACCCACAUUUCUUUUGACAAAAUUUAUGUAUAAACGAGUUAGCUCUUGGUGAACACAUUGAAGUGAUAUAUCCACAUUCUUUUCAAGGUCUGUGGUAUGGUAUCCACCAGGUUAUGAUAGUGCAUGCAACCUCAUAGAUUGUAAUGCUGUGGGUCUUGGCUUAGGUUUUAAAGAUACUGAAUGAGGGAAGCUGGCCCAUGGUCUAAAGAAGGGAGAUGCAAUGAUACUGAUGGCAGCAGGUGACACAUUCAGAGCAGCUGCUAGUGAUCAACUAGGAUAUGGGCUGGGAGGACUGGGUGUGAGAUUGUUGUUGCUGAACGAGAGAAUGCCAAAGCAUCAUCAGGUAGAUUAGUAGAAGAUAUGAUGAAAAUCAUUCCUUUUGGGACCAAAAGGGGUGGGGUGCAGAUAUCACACGAACUUUUUCAUGCUGCUCACUUUAUUAGACAGUGAAAACUAAAUUGUUCGGUACAACUUCUAACAUGUGAUCAUAAAGUGCUUUCUGAGUAGUUCUUUCACAGGCAGUGAAAGGAGGGAAGGAGGAAGGUUUUGAUGCUGUCUUGGGUGAUACGUCAGGACAUAAGUAUUGAGACCUUUUGUGUGAUUGGCUCUUAGUGUAUUUUGAUUGUGGCUCUAAAAUGCAGCUUCCUUUUUAUCCAAUUAUUUGUUUAUCUUCUCAGGUCUUCACACUAAUUUCGGAUUGAUGGUGUGUAAGCAGGCUGUAGGCAAAGUUGUUCAUGGUGCACCUAAUGAGAUUCUGUUAGUUUUUGAUGGGAAUACUGGUUUGAAUUCGCUUCCACAAGCAAGAGAGUCAAUGAGGUAGUUGGAAUAACUGGUUUGAUUUUGACAACAUUGGAUGGUUCUGCUAGAGGCUUAUGUGUGGUAUCUUGCGGUUUUUACUUUACAUUUUUUUGCUCUCCUUUUUUUUUGUGUGUGGAUGCGGGUUUCAAUUUUGCUCUUGAUUGAGCCAACACAACAAUGGAUUCCAAAAUUGGUGUGUGAAAUAUUUUUUCAUUAUUUGUGUUGUUAAAGUUAGCCUGUCUUCUUGGGCAGGUAAGUGUAGUUGGCGAGCUUGGCAUCCCUGUAAAGUUUAUUGGUGUUGGUGAAGGUGUAGAGACCUCCAACCCUUUGAUGCAGAGGCAUUCGUUAAUGCCAUAUUUUCAUGAGUAAUAUGAUCAGUGUGAAUCAGAGGGAAAUUUAUGUUGAAAAUUCAGCUCUUGCAGAACAGCCAGUUUUCUAGAUAAAAGGUUCAAGGCAUGCAUCUGAUGAGUGCUAAGGCUGCUUUCUUGUCACCAUUUAGGCAACCAAGCUUAAACCGACUUGAAGAAGUUGCUUGUGGAACGGUUGUUGUUCAUCUUCUGUCCAAGAUUCCUGAGUUUUUUGGCUGACAUACAUGAUCAUUGGGGUAAGCUAAUCUUGCCUCACUUGAUGAAUUACAGGCUCACUAAUUUAAAAUGUAAUUUUCAAUUAAAAGCUGAUACUAAUCAGAAAAAAAUGGUCAUAGAUUAAUCUUUCUUUUUAUUUGCAUCCCAAUAUGUCAAUAUUUUUUUGUUC
Rubroshorea leprosula is the source of this 2226-nucleotide messenger RNA. Lineage: Eukaryota; Viridiplantae; Streptophyta; Magnoliopsida; Malvales; Dipterocarpaceae. The record is from the annotation of a GenBank genome assembly.